Colletotrichum graminicola M1.001 is the source of this 798-nucleotide messenger RNA. RefSeq lists its product as uncharacterized. The record is from RefSeq and is a predicted model, not a curated record. The annotation marks the transcript as partial. The transcript is spliced from 2 exons. Lineage: Eukaryota; Fungi; Ascomycota; Sordariomycetes; Glomerellales; Glomerellaceae.
ACAAAUGAUAGUGACAUUGAUCGUCGAAAGCUAUCACGUACAGUGCCUAUGAAAGUCCUAUGCUUGGGGUUGGGAAGAACGGGAACAGCAUCGCUUCGUUCCGCCUUGAAACAGCUGGGGUUCGAGGAUACAUACCAUAUGAUGAGCGCCAGCGUCGAGAAUCCCCCCGACUGCCUGCUGUGGAGCGAAGCUCUUGCGGCAAAAUACGACAAUACUGGGCAAACCUUUGGAAAAGACAAGUGGGAUGCUUUGUUGGGCCACUGUCAAGCUGUAUGCGACUGGCCCGCGGCUUCGUUUGCAAGUGAGCUGGUCGCGGCAUACCCGGAAGCGAAGGUCAUCCUCACGACACGAGACGUCGAUAACUGGUUUAUUUCCACGAAAGCCACCGUUGACUGGCGCGUCAACGACGGCUUCCUCAGGGCUUUGUCCUACGUCGAUUGGGCUUCAUCCAUGUACCACCCAAUGCUUUGGAAAUAUUGGAAUUCGGUCUUCAUGGGCGAUUUUGAUAAGAACGCUAAGGGUGUGUUUCUGUCCCAUAACGAGCGGGUUCGGAGUCUUGUGCCCCCUGAUAGACUCCUGGAGUUCUGCAUGAGCGACGGUUGGGAGCCGCUUUGCAAAUUUUUGGAAUGCCCCAUCCCUGCGGGACCGUUUCCACAUGUCAACGAGGGGGAUUCAUUCAUCAAACGCGUUAGGCGGAGGAAUUACCUUCAGUUGUGUAAUGUACUUUUUCGCUGGUCUACUUGGGCAUUGGCCUGCUGGAUCUUGUAUACGCUUACGCGAAGCGGGGGAAGUACAUGA